GUUGGCAGGUGCGCGGCGCCCGCGGGAGGAAGUGUUAAUGGGCGGCCGGGUGGGAGCAGCGCGCUUGCUCGCCCACGUCACGCCGGUGCGGGCUCGGCUGACGACCGCGGCGCCUGGGGACGCCGGCGCGCUCCGCUCGCCAGGUGCUCCGCCUGGAAAUGUCUCCAUUAGUUGUCGCCUGCUCCCCGCUGGAGCGCGCGCGCCGAGCCGCCCCGCAGAGCCCUAGCCCGUGGCCGCGGCCGGGAGCAGCCGGGCGCCACCGCAGGAAAGCGAUAUUAGCCACCCGGGUGAGGGAGAAAUAAACACGGCCCGCCGGAGAUCAAUACGGAAUUCAGAAACUGAUUAACGCCGCUCGACUCGCGUUGGCCGAGUGUGUCUCUCGGCUGCCCGCCGCCGACGCUAACCUGUCUGGAUCCUUUGCAAGGAGCGGCUGUUCAUUAUUCCCGGAGCCUCCCACCCGCACCACACGCCGCGCGGACGACGAGGCAGGCUGCGGUCCAGCGCGAGCGCACAACUCGGAUUUCCAUCUCGCCUAGGAACCCGCAGCCCCAGAGCAGCGGCCGCGCCGCGCCCGUGCCCCCGCGCACCACCCUGCUGGUCCCGCCAUGUCCUACCCGCAGUUCGGAUACCCCUAUUCCUCGGCCCCCCAGUUCCUGAUGGCCACCAACUCCCUGAGCACGUGCUGCGAGUCGGGCGGCCGCACGCUGGCCGAGUCCGGGCCCGCCGCCUCGGCCCAGGCGCCCGUCUACUGCCCAGUCUACGAGAGCCGGCUGCUGGCCACCGCGCGCCACGAGCUGAACUCGGCCGCGGCGCUCGGCGUCUAUGGGAGCCCCUACGGCAGUUCGCAGGGCUACGGCAACUACGUGGCCUACGGCUCCGAGGCGUCCGCUUUCUACUCGCUGAACAGCUUCGACUCCAAGGACGGGACAGGGUCUGCGCAUGCGGGCCUCACGUCCGCAGCCGCCUACUACCCUUACGAGCCAGCCCUGGGCCAGUACGCGUACGACAGGUACGGGACCGUGGACAGCGGCACGCGGCGCAAGAACGCCACGCGGGAGACCACCAGCACGCUCAAGGCCUGGCUUCAGGAGCACCGCAAGAACCCGUACCCGACCAAGGGCGAGAAGAUCAUGCUGGCCAUCAUCACCAAGAUGACCCUCACGCAGGUCUCCACCUGGUUCGCCAACGCGCGCCGGCGCCUCAAGAAGGAGAACAAGAUGACGUGGCCGCCGCGGAACAAGUGCGUGGACGAGAAGCGGCCCUUCGCUGAGGGCGAGGAGGAGGAGGGUGGCGAGGACAGCGCGCGGGACUCCCUCAAGAGUGCCAGGAGCGAAGACCCCAGCGGCAAAGAGGAGAAAGAGCUGGAACUCAGUGACCUGGAGGACUUCGACCCGCUGGAGGCUCAGACCCCGGAGUGUGAGCUGAAGGUGCCCUUCCAGCCGCUGGACAGCGGCCUGGAGCACGUCCCUGCCACGCCCGACGGCGCCAGCGCUCAUGGCAAGGAGGCCCCGGACACACUCCAGAUGCCCCUGGUCAGCGGUGCUGCCGCCACCCUCGCCGAGGACCUGGAGAGGGCCCGGAGCUGCCUCCAGAGUGCGGUGGCGGGCCCGGAGCAGCGGCCAGGUGCCGAGAGCGGCCCGCAGGCCUGCGACGCCAAGCUGGGCUUCGCACAGGCAGGGGCGCCCGCAGGCCUGGAAGCGAAGCCCCGCAUUUGGUCCUUGGCCCACACGGCAACCGCCCUGAGCCAGACCGAGUUUCCAUCGUGCAUGCUCAAACGCCCAGGUCCCGCCACCCCCGUAGCCGCGCCCUCGCCUGUGGCCGCGGCACCCUCCGGUGCCCUGGACCGGCACCAGGACUCCCCCGUGACCAGUCUCAGAAACUGGGUAGACGGGGUCUUCCACGACCCCGUCCUUAGGCAUAGCACUUUGAACCAGGCCUGGGCCACCGCAAAGGGCGCCCUCCUGGACCCUGGGCCUCUGGGACGCUCACUGGGGGCGAGCACCAACGUGCUGGCGGCACCCCUGGCGCGCGCCUUCCCUCCCUCCGUGUCGCAUGAAGCCGCGGCCGCAGGCGCAGCCCGGGAGCUUCUCGCCACGCCCAAAGCCAGCGGAAAGUCCUUCUGCGCCUGACGCUAG
Ochotona princeps (American pika) is the source of this 2135-nucleotide messenger RNA. It is a transcript of the gene IRX4, whose product is annotated as iroquois homeobox 4. Gene Ontology annotation, cellular component: nucleus. The coding region runs from base 606 to 2129 and encodes 507 amino acids. Gene Ontology annotation, biological process: cell development; neuron differentiation; regulation of transcription by RNA polymerase II. Gene Ontology annotation, molecular function: DNA-binding transcription factor activity, RNA polymerase II-specific; RNA polymerase II cis-regulatory region sequence-specific DNA binding. The transcript has 7 exons. Lineage: Eukaryota; Metazoa; Chordata; Mammalia; Lagomorpha; Ochotonidae. The record is from RefSeq and is a predicted model, not a curated record.